AUGCUUCACAUUCUGCCUGGUUCAGAGAAGCGUGAGAAGAAUGACGCGGAUAAAACCGCAGCGAGCGAGAAAACCUCAUACAAAAAGGAAAAGAUGGCGAAGCUAAAGGCAGCUGCAACGAAGUCCCAUUCAUGGAAUGCUCUCUUCCUUGGUCCGAACGCUAUAGCAGACACCCUCGCUGAGAAGCUUGGUGUCGAAAAAGGUGACCUGCUGAAUUCUGAGGGUGGAGAAAGUGCGGGUGUCCGCUUAGCACUAGCCGAGACUAGGCUCGUGCGUGAAACGCGAGAAUUUUUCCUCAAAAAUGGCGUAUGCCUUGAUGCGUUUUCGAGACCGGCUGCCAAGAGGAGUGACACUGUGAUAAUCACCAAGAAUUUACCUGCUGCCGUAGAGGUAGAGGAAUUGGAGCGUAUGUUCGGGAAAUUUGGUGAGGUGGAGAAGGUUCUAAUGCCGCCGGAGGGCGGCAUCAGUGCCAUCGUUGUGAUGAGCAAUGCUGUAGAUGCCAAGAAAGCGUUCCAAGCAUUGGCAUACUCGCGUUUUCGUACCCAGCCUUUGUACCUUGAAUGGGCACCUGGUGAUGUAUUUGGUGAAGAAGUCAAGGAGAAAGAGGUUGUGGAGCAUAAAGAGAGCGAAACGAAGGAAGAAGUGGAGGACGAAAAGCCACCAAAAAAGAAGAAGAAAAAGACUUAUGAAGAGAAGAAGGCUGAAAAGAGGAGACUAAAAGAAGAACAGGCAGAUGUUAAGAAGGAAGAAGAAGAGGAUGUGGCGGAGGAACCAAGUUCUGCAGAGGUACAUAGAGAAGAGGAUCAUGCAGAAGAUACAAAGAACCUUGAGAAAAUGAAUGAUGUUGAAGAGGAUGAGGUGUUGGAGCCUAAUGCUACUGUUUUUGUCAAAAAUCUCUCGUUCGCGACUACGGACGAAAAUUUGUCCAAGUUUUUC
Cylicostephanus goldi is the source of this 936-nucleotide messenger RNA. NCBI's taxonomy places the organism in Eukaryota, Metazoa, Nematoda, Chromadorea, Rhabditida, Strongylidae. The record is from the annotation of a GenBank genome assembly.